Messenger RNA from Menidia menidia (Atlantic silverside), 1617 nucleotides. The record is from the annotation of a GenBank genome assembly. NCBI's taxonomy places the organism in Eukaryota, Metazoa, Chordata, Actinopteri, Atheriniformes, Atherinopsidae.
AUGGCGAGCAGCGGCGUCCGGCCUCAAGCCGGCAUGGCGUCUGGCCUCGGGCCGUGCAAUGGCGGCUUGAGGCCGGACGCCAUGGCGUUGGGCAUCAGGUCGCCAUGGCGUCCAGCCUCAGGCCACCGCCAUGGCGUCGGGUGGCGUCCAGCCUCAGGCUGCCACCGUGUACGGCCUCAAGCCGCCAUUGCGUCCAGCCUCGAGCCGUGCCAUAGCGGCUUGAGGCCAGACGCCAUGGCAUCGAACCUCAGGACGCCGCCAUGGCGUUGGGCCUCAGGACGUCGCCAUGGCGUUGGGCCUCAGGACGUCGCCAUGGCGUUGGGCCUCAGGACGUCGCCAUGGCGUUGGGCCUCAGGACGUCACCAUGGCGUUGGGCCUCAGGACGCCGCCAUGGCGUUGAACCUCAGGAUGUCACCGUGGCGUCAGGCAAUGUCCGACCUCAGGCCGCCGCCAUGGCUGUCGGACCACGGGCGCCGCGGCGUCCGGCCUCAGGCCACGCCAUUGUUGGGCCUCAGUCGCCGCCAUGGCGUUGGAACUCAGGACCCCGCCAUGGCGUCCAGCCUCAGGCCCCACGGCGUCCGGCGUCAGGACGUCGCCAUGGCGUCCAGCCUCAGGCUGCCACCGUGUAUGGCCUCAGGAUGCCGCCAUAGCGUCGAACCUCAGGAUGUCGCCGUGGCGCCCAGCCUCAGGAUGUCGCCGCACUUCAUGCAGUGCGUCCUGCUGGAAGCGGGUGGAUGUGCCUCACCGGCUCUGGGCUCCACCGGACCGGACUGCGUUUAUGUGGAUCAGGUCAAAGCCACGCUUCUGCAGCUGGAGGCCCUGGAGGGGGGGAUCCGGGCCCGUUUGGCCGCCCCCCCCACGCCCUGCCUGUCCUGCGCCGACUGGUUCCUGCCGGCCGCCCGCGAGCGCCCCACCUCCCCCAUCCUCAGCAGGCUGGCCGGGGUCAUCAGAGGCUCCUCCCCCUCUGGAGGAGGGCCAGGACCACUGCCCCCCCCCCAGACCCGGGCGGGAGGCCGGGGGGGCGCCGGGACUCCGUGGGCUCCGACGGCCCCUUCAGGGAUGAAACACCCCAACCCUUUUUACCUGGGAACCCUGAGGAAGAGCCUGACCGAGAGGGAGGCAGAGGAGGUGUACAGCAACAUAAAGCUGACGGCGGGCGCGGAGAACCCGCUGUUCCACUACGUUCUGAUGGAGAACGUGCAGGGCAUCUUCAUCGCGCCGACCCACGGAGAGGUGGCCCAGCUCAGCGGCUCCGUCCACCCACGGCUCAUCAGGAACUUCCACCACUGCUGCCUCUCCAUACGCCACGCCUUCCAGCAGAGCCUCCCCGCCAGGGGCCGGCGGGGGGCGGACCGGUCCCCGGGCGGGUGGGGCCUCGGCCCGGUGAAGGAGCACGGCGUGCUGUUUCAGUGUAAACCCGAGAACUGGACCGACCAGAAGAGGCCGCCGCCCACCAUGACCUACUGGGUCAUCGGGCGGAUGCUGCUGGAACCGGUUCCUCAGGAGUUCUACGUCUGUUUCCACGAUUCGGUGGCCGAGGUCCCGGUGGAGAUGGCCUUCAGACUCUCCUUCGGUCUGGCGCCGUGACCCUGGGGGGCGGAGCCUCCUGGGAGGGGG